UUCUCGAAUGAAAUCCGUAGUCUUCGAGGUCAACAAAACAACACUAGCCAGCUGUUUUAGGGCUUGAGCUUGGCCGUUCAGCUGAUGUUUGUUUUUGGGUGGUUCGUAUGUGCAUCGCUGUAUAAAUUAGAUCUAUUUAUAACUGACGAUAUUAAUAAUCUCUAUGCAGAUGAAGAUGGUUUCGCGUUAAAUUGUUUUUUUCGACGUGAAUGACGUAAUUGCGAAAACGACGGAGCAGGGAAAACAAAGAUCUGCUGGUCCGUCAUCAAAGCUGGAAAGUAAGGGAGCCAAACGCGCAGCAAAAAUAACUCUGGAUAGUGACUCGUCGGGAGACGACGGUGGUUGUGAACCUCCGCGUAAGAAGGCCCGCAAACAGAGUCAGCCAGUGCAGGAUAAAAUGCAACAGCAGACUGCUAGCAAUGGUUGUGUGCAAAAUGGUGGGGCCCCUUCUUGUUCUGAUGAUGGCCACGGGGAUCAAGCCGCCAACGGGGUUAAUCUAAGCCACACUACGCAGGAAAUUGUGAGGCUUAUUGGACAGUAUCUCAGUAAUGAGGGACUUAAUCGGACAUGCGAAUCUUUAAUGAAUGAAUCGGGAUGCCGUUUAGACCAUCCUGCUGCCGCCAAGUUUCGUCAGCACGUUAUGGACGGAGAUUGGAUCAAGGCAGACCAUGACUUGCAGGAACUUAGACCACUGUUAGGCCAAAAUAACAACAUUUUGGAUAUGAAGUUUUUAUUACUCGAACAAAAGUAUUUGGAGUAUUUGGAGGACGGGCGCGUGUUGGAUGCCUUGCAUGUGUUGCGAAAUGAGUUGACACCCUUGCAGCACAACACUGCAAGGGUGCAUCAACUGUCCAGUUUCAUGAUGUGUUCAAAUACUGAGGAGCUGCAUGAGCGAACCAAUUGGGAAGGAAAAGGUGGCAAGUCUCGGGCCACUCUAAUGAUUAAACUUCAGUCUUUUUUGCCGCCCAGCGUGAUGCUUCCGCCGAGUAGACUUUACGAACUGUUAAAUCAGGCGUUGGAGUUGCAGACUUUGCGUUGCACUCACCACAACACAUCUCAGGACAUUUCGUUGAAUAAUAUUUCUUUGCUAGUUGACCAUUGUUGUUCCAAUGAUGAUUUUCCUGUGCACACUAUACAGGUAUUGAACGACCACUGUGACGAAGUGUGGUUUUGCGAAUUUUCCCCUGACGGUACCAUGUUGGCCACUGGCUCUAAAGACACCAACGUAAUAAUUUGGAACGUCAACCCCGACUCCUGCACCCUCAGUUUGAAAAAAGUGUUGGAAGGUCACAAUUAUGGUGCCGCUUACAUAUCGUGGAAUCCGGACUCGAAACACCUGUUGGCUUGUGGGCCUGAGGAGAGUCCCGAAGUAUGGCUGUGGAAUAUUGAAACGGAGAAAUUUCUUAAAGUAUCUCAGUCACCCGAAGAUGCCUUAACUUGUUGCGCUUGGAACAAAGAUGGAACAAAGUUUGUGGCUGGCGGAGUUAGGGGCCACUUCUACCAAUGUGAUAUGGAGGGCCAUAUCCUCGAUUCGUGGGAGGGCGUUCGCGUCAGCGGGCUGUGUUACCGUAAAGAUGGCAAAACCGUUUUAGCCUCGGACUCUCACCACAGAAUCAGGGAAUACGUCUUUGAUGAUCUCAUCGACCAACAUAUAUUACAGGAAGACCAUCCUAUAAUGACGUUUACCGUCGACAAAAACGACCGGCUUGCGUUGCUCAACGUGGCGACGCAGGGAGUUCACCUGUGGGACCUCAACGACAAAUGCCUAGUGCGCAGAUAUCAGGGAGUGACGCAGGGUCACUUCACCAUUCACUCGACAUUCGGCGGGGUCAAUCAAAACUUUAUAGCGAGCGGUAGCGAAGAUAAUCAGGUAUAUAUCUGGCAUAUCCGCAACGAAAUGCCGAUCGCAACCCUCCAAGGUCACAGUCGCACAGUCAACUGCGUGUCGUGGAACCCGGUCCACCCUCGUAUGCUAGUCUCGGUGUCUGACGACUGCACGAUCCGGGUCUGGGGCCCAAAAGACAAAGUGCCCAAGCCGAUCGGCGUCAGCUAGGAGCAGA
Cylas formicarius (sweet potato weevil) is the source of this 2060-nucleotide messenger RNA. RefSeq names its product WD repeat-containing protein 26. Gene Ontology annotation, cellular component: GID complex. Lineage: Eukaryota; Metazoa; Arthropoda; Insecta; Coleoptera; Brentidae. Gene Ontology annotation, biological process: proteasome-mediated ubiquitin-dependent protein catabolic process. Gene Ontology annotation, molecular function: protein binding. Bases 398 to 2053 code for a protein of 551 amino acids. The transcript has 9 exons. The record is from RefSeq and is a predicted model, not a curated record.